GCUAUGCAGUGCCUCUUGAAAGACAACGACUCGUCAGCGGAAUCAGAUCUGACUAUGGAACCAUGCAGGUUGUUACGGAUUGAGGGCUUCACAUGUUUCCGCGCCAUGUCUAGCGAACAACAAUCUUUGCUAAAGACAGGAGGUUUUGCAAUCCGCCUCUGUGCCAUUAUGGAACGACUUUCCAAUGUUCGAUGGCUCCAUUUCACAGACCAAGCGCCAGAGUGGUGGGACACCGAGCCCCUAGUACCAAUUGAGGAAGCGACGAUGCUCACUGAAGAUACCAAGCUGCUCAGAGUCUUGGCCUAUCCUUUACAUUGGGGUGGCCAAGCAACUUAUAGUUACGAGGACGAGGAUGAGGAACUCGUGUUUUGCCACGAUGUGGCCGACUCUUCAGCUGCAACAUUGCUCAGUGACAUUCCCAUUGCCCUUGCCCGGGCUGGUGUCGAGAUCCGUGGCCUAAAGAUAUCGUGUUUUCCAGUAUCCCAGGAUAUGCCACUGCCAAUUCCGGCACGCGGUGCGUUGGCGGGGACAGACGAGGAGCUUCGGUUAGCCUUUUCUUCACUGGAGCGGCUGGAAGUGAGGCCGCGUCGUGCAGAAGAUGGCAGGGCAAAGGAGUUUUUUUCUCGUCAGGAUUACAGCAUCUUGCAGAGUUACCUUGCGUGUUGCCAAUCGAACCCAAAACUUUCCAACAUUGAAAUCAGCUUGCCGAAUCCCUUCAAGUUGCAGAAUCUACAAUGA
This is a messenger RNA of [Torrubiella] hemipterigena, 738 nucleotides long. The record is from the annotation of a GenBank genome assembly. NCBI's taxonomy places the organism in Eukaryota, Fungi, Ascomycota, Sordariomycetes, Hypocreales, Clavicipitaceae.